Molecule: messenger RNA, 741 nt
Organism: Diaporthe citri
Lineage: Eukaryota; Fungi; Ascomycota; Sordariomycetes; Diaporthales; Diaporthaceae
Exons: 1
Coding region: 1-741 (246 amino acids)
Source: RefSeq, a predicted model, not a curated record
AUGGCCCUAUCUGUGUGCACACCCAUCAACGAGAUGGAAGAAGGUGAAAACAGUCGGCUGCACGGCAUCCACCCAUUAAUCAAGCCGUCUCCCGUUGUCGCACCCAGGUAUGGAGCAAAACAACAAUGCCUUCAAUGCCGGAUCAGAAGAGAGAAGGAGGUAAACUAUUGGAAGACAAUCAUCACGAGGCACGCGAAGGACCUGGACUUCCUCCCAGUGCCGCCAAGGGAUUUCGUCCACCGAGAGAAAAAUGCCAUAAGAUCGAGGGACAUCGAAAAAGCGGACCGCCUCAGAGUCAGCCUCAGAGCUCUUCUGCGACGUGAAAGGCAGCGCGAACUACCUUUUCACAGGGACAACGAAUGCCGGCGAUGGGUGUUGCUGCCGAUGACGGAAAAGCCGCCGGAGCCGAUGCCGGGCGUCCCAACCGUCACCGUCACCGACCCGGGCGGGAAGACCUGGUGGCCCAAGGAUCCAAACUCAUACAUCACCCAGAAAGAAUCAGCCGCCAUCUCGGCACGCGCGGCAGAGCAACACCGCGGCCCCGAAGGCGAGGCACAUUGUGCUGCUUUUCAGGAGGCAUUUCGGAAGGGUCUGGAUAACAAGCCCAUGGGAAUGCGGCCCGAGGUGCUGUAUUGCGGGACAUGCUGGGCGAAGCAGGUGGAAAUCGAGGAACAGGAGGCUCGUGUUGCGGAAGUGCAUGCGACUACAAAGGAACGGGAGGCGAUCGUUGAAGGAGCAUGA